GCGGCCGCUACGCGCACCGCAUCUCCGGCUCGGGCGGCAGCCGCGUGCAGCUGCUCAUCGUGAAGGCUGCCCUCGGCUCACAGCAGGAGAUGGGGCAGCGCAUCAGCGCGGAGACGAAGGCGAUGCGCAUGCCGGACGUGCGCGUUGAGGGCCCUCCCCGACUCCUCUACGACAGCGUGCGCGGCGGGCCGCACCGCCCCUUCGUCUCCGGCGGAGGCGAGAACGGGUGCAACGCCUCCAUCGUACACGUUGUGUACGAGUCGCGCCAGAUGUACCCGGCGUACGUGAUCGAGGUCGAGAUGGAGAUGGGGGCCGAGAUGGUGGCGGCCGUGCGCAAGAACUCGACUGAGGGGAGUGCGAGCGCCGGCCCGGCACCCAAGCGGCAGCGCCACGCUACGCCGAGCAGCGGCGGCGGCGGCGGCGGCGGCUCCAGCAGCGGCGGCAGCGGCAGCGGCAGCGGCUCUGCUGCUCAUGUCCCCGCCGCUGCGCCACCGAGCGACGCGGAGGUGCGGGCGAUGGGCGUGGCGGCGGUGGCGGCGCGGCUGGCUGCCCUCGAGGCGGCGCAGUAG
Emiliania huxleyi CCMP1516 is the source of this 569-nucleotide messenger RNA. RefSeq lists its product as hypothetical. The record is from RefSeq and is a predicted model, not a curated record. The transcript has a single exon. Lineage: Eukaryota; Haptophyta; Isochrysidales; Noelaerhabdaceae. The annotation marks the transcript as partial.